Molecule: messenger RNA, 442 nt
Organism: Hyaena hyaena (striped hyena)
Lineage: Eukaryota; Metazoa; Chordata; Mammalia; Carnivora; Hyaenidae
Gene: CSTA
Product: cystatin A
Exons: 3
Coding region: 27-323 (98 amino acids)
Cellular component (GO): cytosol
Molecular function (GO): cysteine-type endopeptidase inhibitor activity
Source: RefSeq, a predicted model, not a curated record
GCCUAGCAAAGAAGCAGUUAGUCAAAAUGAUACCUGGAGGCUUAAGUGAAGCCAAACCUGCCACUCCAGAAAUUCAGGAGAUUGCUAAUGAGGUUAAAUCUCAGCUUGAAGAAAAAACAAAUGAGACUUACCAGAAAUUUGAAGCUAUAGAGUACAAAACUCAAGUGGUUGCUGGAAUAAAUUACUACAUUAAGGUGCAAGUAGGUGAUAAUAGGUAUAUUCACAUUAAAGUAUUCAAAGGUCUUCCAGUACAAGAUUCGUCUUUGACACUUACUGGUUACCAGACUGGCAAAAGUGAGGACGAUGAGCUGACAGGCUUUUAACAGCAUUUUCCAAAAGUCGUCUGGUAUUUUCCACUGGCUACUGAUCAAUGAUUCCUGCUAAAACAUGUAAAUUUCAAUAAAGAAGCAUUUAUUUUCAAAUAAAUUGAUUUCUUCAACUA